Molecule: messenger RNA, 930 nt
Organism: Symbiodinium natans
Lineage: Eukaryota; Dinophyceae; Suessiales; Symbiodiniaceae
Source: the annotation of a GenBank genome assembly
AUGCCGCGUGUGGGCCAUGGGCCGGCAACCGAGGAGCGGCGGCUGAACUGCGGGCUCCAGACCCUGCCAUCGGGCAUCAGCGCCUUCCCAGUGGCGCGGCAUAGCGUGUUCCAUCGCAGCAUCAACCAGAAGAUGCCCGAGCUGUGGUCGGACUUCUCCGAGAGAGGUUUGCCGCACGGACGCGCUGGGACGCACGAACGGAUCGACAACUACCACGGAGAUCCGGAGUUGUCAAACCGUGAAGCACCAAUAUCAGCGCGGCCGGGGCAAGUAGUGUUCGUCGGGCUCGCCGAGUUUGACAUGGACGGUCGGGCGUACACCGGCGGGGAGAUGGACCGGAUGAUGAUGAUCGCGGCAUCUCAGAAGUACCCGUGCUCGCGGCCGGCGACUUUUGAUGAGUAUGCGGAGAAGUGCAUCUUGGGACUUCCCCAGCGAAACGCAAGUGGCCGGGAUGUGGUCUUCGUGGGACCCGGCGCCACUGGCUGCGAGCUCUUCCAUACCAACACCCUUGGAGUGCAGAAGGCGGUCGUUCCACCCGGUGACAUGUUCGACGGCACCUGGGGUGCCGCGUCGCUCUAUGGGCGGAAAUGCAUUCUUUGCGUCUACCCCCUGCAGCGAUUGAAGAAGCAGCAGCUCAGGCAGAGCCUGGUACAGUUCGGCCUCGCGCGAAGCACUGUGGGAAAGUCGGGGCGCCUCCGUCGUGCUGGGAGCCUGGCGUCGCUGUCGGAUACCAUUCAGUGGACCACCAGCAACUUCGGUGCUUCCUCGAACCAGGCGCAGACAACACAGCGAAUGGAUCAGUUCUUCCGGCAACUUGGUGCCCCAGUGGUACCCUUUUCCUUUUUUUGCGGGCCAGGUUCCCGUAUAGCGGAACCAACCCCCCAAAAAGGGUACCCUUGUCAUAGCAUGGUUACCGGGCUACCAAGGUAG